AUGAAACAUGCUAUAUUUAAAAGAAAAACUGGACAAUAUUUACCAGAUAGUGUGAUCACAACGAAAUAUGCAGAAAGUGAAUUAGAGUGUUCCAUGCAUUGUACAAGCGUCGACGCGUGCUUGUCAGUGAAUUACAAAGCUAGCGGAGUGGAUCAAGGUUUAUGUCAACUCAACAACAGCACAACUUCAGAAAAUUUUGGACUGGUUUCCGAUGAUAAAUUUGUACAUCUUUCCAUUGUAAAGAGG
Paramuricea clavata is the source of this 246-nucleotide messenger RNA. The record is from the annotation of a GenBank genome assembly. Lineage: Eukaryota; Metazoa; Cnidaria; Anthozoa; Malacalcyonacea; Plexauridae.